Molecule: messenger RNA, 1657 nt
Organism: Leptinotarsa decemlineata (Colorado potato beetle)
Lineage: Eukaryota; Metazoa; Arthropoda; Insecta; Coleoptera; Chrysomelidae
Product: protein CNPPD1
Biological process (GO): regulation of cyclin-dependent protein serine/threonine kinase activity
Cellular component (GO): cyclin-dependent protein kinase holoenzyme complex; nucleus
Molecular function (GO): cyclin-dependent protein serine/threonine kinase regulator activity; protein kinase binding
Source: RefSeq, a predicted model, not a curated record
GUGUCAGUGUACGACUGUGCUAUACAAGGAUACUUCUAGUAGUUCUAGUUCUGUUAUGGAAAACACUAAAAAUAAAAUUACGACUUAUUGAAAUUCAGCCACAGUUUACAAGUAUACUGUUUUAAAUUACGACAGAAGUAUUCUUCUUAACAGUUUACGUGUAUGCAAUGGUAUAUCUUUCCAAUUGAAAAGUAAAUUAAAACAUACCUACUCUCAACAAAUCUAACAGUAGAAAAUGUCGAAAAUUUAUAAAAAGUGUUUGGAUAGACCCUACAAGACAAUCACGAAUCACAAGAAAUAUUUAUCAAGAAUAACCAAAACUCUAUAUUAUGGAAAGCUAUCCAAAUCUGACUCAUUGAGUUUGCCUGUAACAGAAUUGGCCUCUGAACUGUUUUCUGAAGCUAAGACCGGAAAGUCUUUGGAAAGAUUACAUUGUGAUGAAGCAGCAAAAAUUUCCCGUAAUGCUUGUGUUUCACCGUGCUCCCUCGUACUGGCCUUGCUUUAUUUGGAGAGACUGAAAACUUGUAAUCCAGAAUAUUUGGACAGAACCGCACCUUCUGAUCUAUUUCUUAUAUCUUUGAUGGUAUCCUGUAAGUUUUUAUUUGAUGAUGGUGAAAGCGAUGAAGUAUUUACAGACGAAUGGGCUGCUUCAGGAGGAAUGACUGUCAAAGAGUUGGUUCGUCUCGAGAAGGAUUUCCUUUGUGCUAUAGAUUGGAAGAUUUAUGUGAGUGAAUUAACUUUUUGGAAGAAGUUGAACGAGAUUGAACAAAGCCUUGCAUUGAAACAGGGCAGUUCAAGAGGGCAUUUUACUUAUACUGAACUACAAAGUCUUGCUGCGAGUAUAGAAAUAAAUAAAAUUGUCCAUUGUGUUGUAGCUGUUUCGCUUAUUUUAGCAGCUACUUAUACAGCUGGGUUAUUAACGAUAUUCGGAUCUGUAUAUCUGGCAAGUCAAGUACAAGGGAGUAGUUUAUAUUCAAAGGAAUUGGAAAAUUGUCAAUCAUUUGAUAAGCACUUGAUAACUGAAGGUUUGGGUUCAAAGCCGUAUAUAAUCGAAACUAAACCCAGUUCUGAAUUUACCUAUGUGCAGAAUUCGGAUGUAAUUGAUGUGUUCACAACCAGUAUUUUACUGGCAUCAAUUAAAGUUAAUGUUACUGAUGACGAUGGAAUGACUACCAAUGAUGCUCAAUUCAUUUCUUGGGACUAUUGGAACAUACCUAUUAUGGAAUGGCUUGCAAAAUCGUCUGAAAUUGUUAUCACUUACAGUGAUGGAAUUCCCUCAUCAUACUUCUCUUAUUAUCUGGAGACGUCAGCAUUCAAUUCGAAAUGUAUUGAAUUAGAGGACCAGGUUCAUAAAGCAACUAAAACAAGACUGCAGGAUCAGAUUGAGUCUUCUUGGCAUGAGGAGUGGAUUGAUACUUUGAAAUUCAGUUUAUUUUUUGAUAGGACUGCUCCUUAUGUUCAUGGCAUGAAGGUGUAAUGUGUCUUAUAUUAUGGGAAUCCUUUGAUACUGAAUUUAUGUUCAAUUGUGGAAUACGAUGAUCAAAAAUAAAGAAUAAUAAUUUGCUAUCUUCAGAAUGUUUCAACAUGAGAACCACUAAAGUCCAUUACUACUAAAUUCUAUAAGGAUUUUAAUAAUUAAAUGAAUAUAUAAAACAAC